This is a messenger RNA of Klebsormidium nitens, 1241 nucleotides long. The record is from the annotation of a GenBank genome assembly. Lineage: Eukaryota; Viridiplantae; Streptophyta; Klebsormidiophyceae; Klebsormidiales; Klebsormidiaceae.
CACUACUACAUCUUGUGUGCACACACUGCUGACAGCUCGAGAGAAGAUCGUCACGAGUUCGCAACUUCUUGGGCGCCCCCACAGAUUCUCAGCUCUCAUCCCUGUUAAAAGUGUUCAAAGAAGCAAGCUCGCAGACCUUCAGCAUUGUUCUAUCUAGUUGCUAGAUUCAAUUACGAGCAGUACUGCACCGUCUUCCUGUGGUAUUGUCCUCAUGGUUGGACACAACCAAUUGAAUUGAAUUGAGUUGGUCAGCUGCCCAGGGUGGCUGCUUAUCGAUCAGUGCCAGGGAUCAGUGUCGGCGGUUCUGGUGAUACUGUGAUACAGCAUAGUGGCACAGCAUCUUAAAAAGUUGUGUCUUACCCGUUUGGUUGUUGCAAGCUGAUACCUUAUUGCAGAUAAUUGAGAGACUAGGAAAACGCAUUUUGUUGUCUGAAUCCGUCAAUUUGAAUUGGGUGGUGCCCGCUGAGGGACGUCGUACAAGCAGCUUGUCAGCUCUUUGGAGCGAGCAGUAUGAUUGAAGUCAUCCUAAACGACCGGUUGGGGAAGAAGGUGCGGGUCAAGUGCAACGAGGAUGACACGAUAGGGGACUUGAAGAAGCUGGUGGCCGCUCAAACGGGCACAAGGCCAGAAAAGAUCCGGAUACAGAAGUGGUACACCAUCUACAAAGACCACAUAACACUGGGUGACUAUGAGAUUCACGAUGGGAUGGGCCUGGAAUUGUACUACAACUAAACUCUGAUUGCGUAAGAACCCAGAUACAUUCUUGGCUGUUUCAGUUAGACAUCUGGCUGCCACACUACAAAAGAGGAGCUCCUUCAACUGUAAGCGGUUUGUGGGGCCAAGGAUGUCAAAGUCGAUCUGGGAGCGCCUCAAAAACAGAUGUUUUGGUGACCAGAAAGAGCUCUUGGGAGGAACUCCAAUGGACAUGAAGAAGUCUAGUCAAGCUACAGAAUUGCUCGACAUCCUCAUGUAGCUAAUAGUGAAAGAGGAGCUUUAGCUAGUUCCGCCACUGCUGGCGUAUCGAAGGCUAGUAAUGGCCCACGUUUUAGAAAUUCACCUCACCUUACUGUCCGUGUGGGCCAUCCGAGUGAUGCUCUCUCAGAAAAAGAUUGUACACCAGCCAGCUGGGUCCCUUUGCAUCCCCUGCAAUUGAGUUUGUAAUUGCCUCCUGAACUUUCGAUACAUCCAUAUUGAAAACUUGUCAUUUCUUCACGAGUUUCUAAGCACGUGUCUAUUCAGUC